Molecule: messenger RNA, 750 nt
Organism: Nicotiana attenuata
Lineage: Eukaryota; Viridiplantae; Streptophyta; Magnoliopsida; Solanales; Solanaceae
Exons: 4
Coding region: 1-750 (249 amino acids)
Molecular function (GO): zinc ion binding; nucleic acid binding
Source: RefSeq, a predicted model, not a curated record
AUGCCUCCAAAGAGUACGACCGCCCAGAAGGGAAAGUCUGUGGCUGAAGAGCUCCGAGGGGCACCAGCUCCAGCACCCGCCCCUGUACAUUCAGCACCUCAGCCGGAUGCACCGGGUCAGGAGAUGAGAGAUGCUAUUCAGCUAUUAACCCAAUUAGUAGCCGCGCAGGCUCGGCAUCAGGAAAUAGGUAUUGGUCGUGCAGAUAGUUCUAUCAGUGCGAGGGUUCAUGACUUCAUUAAUUUAGAUCCUCCGGUAUUCACUAGGGCAGACCCGAAUGAGGACCCUCAGGAGUUUACAGAAGCUUUUCUUCGUCGUUAUCUACCACCAGAGCUUAGGCGAGCCAGGGUUGAUAGGUUCUUGACCCUUCGACAGGGUAACAUGAGUGUUCGGCAGUACAAUCUUCAGUUUGAUUCAUUGGCUAGGGCCUCAGGUUCUCAGUAUAGGGGUGAGUUAAAUCAGAUGAGGCCGCCCAUGCCACGAUGUGCUCAAUGUGGUAAGCAGCAUACCAGACAGUGCCGUAUGGGAUUAGGUAUUUGUUAUACUUGUGGUUAUUCGGGCCACAUUAUGAGGGAUUGUCCGAUGAGAGGUGAUGCAAGCAUAGCUCAACCGGUGGGAUCUGUAGCUGGUUCGUCAUCAUCAAUACGCUUCCCUGGGCAAGGUCUACAAGCACCAAUGAGUCGUAGUAGAGGUAGAGACAGAGCAUCUAGCUCGAGCAGUCCUCAGAACCGCAUUUAUGCGUUGGCAGGAUGA